This is a messenger RNA of Chelonoidis abingdonii (Abingdon island giant tortoise), 1880 nucleotides long. RefSeq names its product growth hormone regulated TBC protein 1 (gene GRTP1). The record is from RefSeq and is a predicted model, not a curated record. Lineage: Eukaryota; Metazoa; Chordata; Testudines; Testudinidae. Gene Ontology annotation, biological process: regulation of GTPase activity. Gene Ontology annotation, molecular function: small GTPase binding; GTPase activator activity.
UCUGGCACGGGAGCUCCCUGCGUGUCACGGCAGCUCUCGCGGGGCAGGAAGAAGGAGCGCCCGGGGCGCCGAGGGCCUGAACUUUGGAGCCUCUGCCCCUUAUGGGAACGGUCCCGAGGGGGCGGCGGCGGGGGAGGCGCUGUUGCCGCCGCUGCUGCCCUGUGUGAGGCGAGCUCGCUCCCGCCGGAGCGGCUCCGGGAGAAACUCCAGUCAGGUCUGCACCCCCGGCUAGUGCUGUAGCCGCCGAGCCAGCGCGGCGCGGACCCGUCUCUGCCGGGGAAGCCCCCAGCGCUGCCCGGCCAUGGAGGGCGAAGGCGGCGCGCGGGAAGCUGGGUCCGGCAUUCCCAGGGUUGAUCCAUAUGGAUUUGAAAGGCCAGAAGACUUUGAUUAUGUGUCAUAUGAGGAAUUCUUUUCUAGAUAUCUGGUGAUACUCACUAGAAGAGCAAUAAAAUGGUCAAAGCUUCUAAAGGGGAAUAAUAGGAUACAGAAAAGUUUAAAAGUGAAGAGAUAUAUCAGGAAGGGCAUUCCCAAUGAGCAUCGUGCGCAGAUCUGGAUGAUUGUAAGUGGAGCCCAGGCCAACAUGGAACAAAACCCUGGAUACUAUAAUAAACUACUUGAGGGAGAGAAGAGUGACAUGCUGGUGGAAGCAAUCAAGACAGACAUGAAUAGAACAUUUCCAGAUAAUGUACAGUUCCGUAAAACUGCUAAUCCCUGUUUACAGCAGACUCUCUACAAUGUAUUAGUAGCGUAUGGGCACCAUAAUAAAACAGUGGGAUACUGCCAGGGCAUGAAUUUCAUAGCUGGAUACCUGAUUCUUAUUACAAAGAAUGAAGAGGAAUCCUUUUGGUUGUUAGAUGCUCUCAUUGGACGAAUAUUGCCUGAUUAUUAUAGUCCAGCAAUGAUGGGGUUGAAGACCGAUCAGGAGGUCCUUGGAGAACUUGUGAGAAAGAAAGUUCCAGCAGUGGCAGAAUUAAUGGAUAGACAUGGUGUCAUGUGGACUCUGAUAGUGUCACGCUGGUUUAUAUGCUUGUUUAUUGACAUUCUUCCAGUAGAGACUGUUCUCCGAAUUUGGGACUGUUUAUUCUAUGAGGGAUCAAAAAUCAUCUUUCGUGUGGCCUUAGCAUUAAUUAAGCAACACCAGGCUUUUAUUUUGGAAGCCACAAAUCUCCCCGACAUUUGUGAUAAGUUUAAGCAGAUCACUAGAGGGACAUUUGUAACAGAAUGCCACACCUUUAUGCAGAUACUAUGGCUUGAGCGCAGCAAGAAGUUGCCUGCACCUUCUGCCAGGCAGACUCCGGGCCAGGGACACGUUCCCAAGUGGUGUGGUGCUUAUUGGUAGAACAGUGCUCCAAGGAGGGUACAUCUAUGCAGCAAGCCUUCCAGCCCACUGUGACGCUGUAUGGAAUCUGGGUGACCACUUAACAAUAUUAUUGCUAUCAGUAUUACAAAACUGCAAUGACUCCUACGAGAUAUGCCAUGUAAGGCAUCAGUGGAAAAUUUAUGACUGGCUGAAUAUGAUAAUCAGGUUUAUGUAUGUAUUGCGAGUUAUAAUUAUGUGUGGUAUACUUGUAUAUCAAAUUUGUGCUGUGUUUCUCAGUGACACUCCCAGACAGUGUGACAUCAGCUCUAUCUAGCCUGCCCAUGAAGGACAAUCAGCUGUACAAUGAGCCCAUUGAGAAAAGGCAGGGGUUACACCUAUGAGUCGGUGGGACAACAUAGAGACAUGUCUGUGGACAUGGGACUCCAAAUGCUUUUUCAAGCCCAUGUGCUGUGAGCUUGUGUUUGGGACAAACAAUGCAUAAGCCACAUGCAAGGAUACAAAAAAGGCAGCUGCAUCUUCUCCAUUUUGUCUCCUAUCCUGCUUCUCACCUCUGGAGUAG